GGGUUGAUGAUCUCUCAUCUCAUACCUGAAAAAGAUACUGUCUCUAUUUAAUGCAAUCCUGAACAUUGAUACCAAACCCUCCAUGAUACCAAGAAAAUUUGCAAGUUUCCGCUUCUUAUUUUCAAACAAUAUUAUGGUUUUCCUUGACCUAGUCACAAACUCUGUUACUAACACUACUCCAGAGUGUUUGAACUCAUUAAAAAUAUCCUUAGUCUCUUACCUCAUACCUAAGAACAGUAAAGUCUUCGCUAAAGAGCAAGGCUUUUGAUAUUGGGACUGAAAAGCUCAUGCACCUUCACGUCUUUAAUCGCCGUUUUUGCCUUCAUUGGGUCAAGAUAGAAAGUAUCGAAAAGUCUGAUCAUUCGUUACUGUGCUGUCAAUUUUCCAAACAGAAAGCUAAAAUAAACAAAAAGAAGAAAUCGACUAUUUUUGGAAUGCCUUAUAAACCAUUCUGCUUCUCACAUAGACGCAAUAGCAGUGAGAUAGAACCUAUUGAAUUACCGCAUCCUUCUACAGAUCCUCUCAAAAGUGUUAGUGCAAUGGACUACUUCAAAUCAACAGAGAAUUUGCGAGAUUCCAUCAAGAAUGGAAGUGAGAUGGAACACUUCCAUCCACAAAACUUCUUUCGAGAUUCAAUUAAGAAUGGCAGUAUGAAAGAAUGUGUCGCAUCACAGCAAAUCCUAUCGUCAUCUAAAAAUGGGGACACACCUACCAGUUUUGCCAGCUUUCCGGAGAAAACAAGAGAUCUUCGUUUGCCCAAGCUUUCGGUAAAUGCUACCUUUCAAGAGCUUCCAGGUAGCAAUGCCGAUCUGUUCAUCUCAACUGCUGAUCCCGGGUUCCCCAACGGUUUGGAUUCGUCAUCGCCUAGUCCAGGAGCCACACUUUCUCCGUGGUCACCAUUCAAACGGAUUUUCGCCCUACUUGACAUAUCAGAAAGUUUAGCAGAAGCUGACUCAACGUCCAUCAAAGAGCUUCCAUGUCAUUACAGUGGAGGAAUUGGCCCUAGAAUUUCACAGCAUCUGGGACCGCGAGAGGCCACUUUUGAUACUGAUCAUCACUCAUCUAAGUUCUUCAACUUGGACAGCGCUAUGGACUCUAGACUUGCUGACACAAGACCCAAUGAACAGCAUGGGAUGGAACCACUGUUUUGUUUGCCUUUCUCACCCAAGCCUUCCUAUAGUCAACCUUCCAAUUUACGUCAGUCAUUGUGUCCUGCAAUCAAUACGGAUAUACAACAAUUCAGAGAUCUUUCGAAUUCCUUUAAACAUCGAGAGCUCCAAUUCACAAUAACCCCUCAGCUUUCAUCGCCAGAUACUGCCACCACAAACACUAGUGGUGAUUCCUUUCCAUCCGAUUCGGGUUACGAUUCUGCAGCUCCUGACCCCUGUUAUACUUCUACGACCGGCCCAGGAAGUUUCUAUAUAGAGGAUGAAGAGUCAGAAUUCGAUGACAAAUAUUUUGCCGGAGCUAGGCACUUAGUGGACGUUUCAGAAUUUCACUAUGCCGGGUACUUAGACCGAAGUUCCUGUCUACAGCCAACGCCAAUAAAUGAUCCAAUGCAGAAGGACCUCUUAGAUACUUCAAGUGCUCGUCAUGCAGUUUUCUGCUCGUGUCAAGCCCAAGGCAUACAAGCUUUAUGUUUCCUUGAGCAUGGGGAGAGUGGAUUUGAGGCCACUGAAGUUCGGGUUGAUAGCAGCUGCGCGGAUGCACGUAUGGCUCAAUCUAUGACAGAUGUGGAUAUUGAUUCUCUGUGCAACAGUCUUUAUACCGGAGAUGAACCCGAAAUUUUGCCACCAGCACCAUUGAGAGAAAGUAUACCUUGGGACAUUAUCAUACCCAAAGCCGACGCACUUGCGAAAGGCGGCGCUGCUAUAUUUACUUCGGUCCAGGACACUGAGAUUGAAAACCAUUUUGAUUUUUCCUUAUAUUGUGAAGAAUACUACGCAUCUGCGCCUCCUUGGUCCGCAGAAAAUAUACGGUGAUAAUUUUCGUCACUUCUUUGAGAACCUAAAUUCUGACUUGUUUUGUAGUGGAUUUGAUUGGAAUGUUGAUUUUAGCUCUUUACCUGACUCCCAAUUGCAAAUGGAAGAAGGAGCAAAAACACCUGUCCACGAUACUCCGUCCCCAAAAUCCGAAAGCAAAUCAUUGAAAUGUGACCAAGAAGGCUGUACUUAUGAGCCGAGCGGGCAGUAUCAAUGGAGAAAGGGCAACUUGGCACGCCAUAAAAAAGAAACGCAUAAUAUGAAAUCCGAGAAUCGACUUAUCUGUGAUAUAAAGGACUGCAAAGAAACAUUCACAAGAAUAUCAAAUCUUAAUGUGCACCUAGAGAACAAACAUGGCGUCUUAAUCGUUAGGAAAACAAGGAAUAGAAGAAGUUCAGUGGCGGGAAUUAUCAACAAGCCGAAGGCUGGUAGGAGGAUUACAAAAGCUCCAAAAACGGUCGCCUUGACAAAUAUCCCUGAAUGCAAUCGAUCACAAUCAGUCCCUGGAAUAUUUGGACCACUUUGAAGCUUGGAACUUGAAGGUGUUUAUUAGCGGGCUAUUUUA
Molecule: messenger RNA, 2547 nt
Organism: Sclerotinia trifoliorum
Lineage: Eukaryota; Fungi; Ascomycota; Leotiomycetes; Helotiales; Sclerotiniaceae
Source: the annotation of a GenBank genome assembly